Odobenus rosmarus divergens (Pacific walrus) is the source of this 775-nucleotide messenger RNA. RefSeq names its product cytochrome b5 domain-containing protein 1-like. The transcript has 4 exons. The coding region runs from base 47 to 775 and encodes 242 amino acids. NCBI's taxonomy places the organism in Eukaryota, Metazoa, Chordata, Mammalia, Carnivora, Odobenidae. The record is from RefSeq and is a predicted model, not a curated record.
GUGAGUGAGUGAAGUGCGUGCGUGCGUGCGUGCAUGCUGAGGGGCGAUGAAGCAACCAGAGAUGCUGGUGGCCGAGAGUGCAAGAGCCACGCCGCGCCGGGGCCUCGUGGGGGGGCCAGACUUUGAGUUUUUCCAGCGUCGCUAUUUCACGCCGGCCGAGGUGGCCCAACACAACGUGCCGGAAGACCUGUGGGUGUCCUACCUGGGCUCCGUGUACGACCUGACGCCGUUGGCUCACAAGUACAAGGGAGACCUGCUGCUAAAACCCAUCGUGGAAGUUGCGGGCCAGGACAUCAGCCACUGGUUCGAUCCGAAGACCAGAGACAUCCGCAAGCACGUCGAUCCGCUGACCGGUACCCUGAGAUACCGCACCCCCCGGGGCCGCUUUCUGCACGUCCCGCCUCAGCUGCCGCGUUCGGACUGGGCCAAUGAUUUCGGGAAGCCCUGGUGGCAGGGGGUGCAUUAUGAGGUGGGGCGGCUGUCUACCAAGACCCGCAACAUCCGCAUCAUUAACACGCUCACGUCGCAGGAGCACGCGCUGGAGGUGGGGGCCCAGGAAUCAAUGUGGGAAAUCCUGCACCGCUGUCUCCCCUUUAAUGCACAUGCUGCCAGCUAUACAUGGAAAUAUGAGGGGAAGAAACUGAACAUGGAUUAUACCCUGGAAGAGAAUGGGAUCCGGGACGAGGAUGAAGAAUUUGACUAUCUCAACAUGGACGGUACAGUCUACACACCUGCAAUACUGCUCUACUUCAACGACGACCUCACAGAGCUGUAG